Molecule: messenger RNA, 3151 nt
Organism: Numida meleagris (helmeted guineafowl)
Lineage: Eukaryota; Metazoa; Chordata; Aves; Galliformes; Numididae
Gene: LIG1
Product: DNA ligase 1
Exons: 24
Coding region: 424-2754 (776 amino acids)
Biological process (GO): DNA repair; lagging strand elongation; DNA biosynthetic process
Cellular component (GO): nucleus; mitochondrion
Molecular function (GO): DNA binding; ATP binding; DNA ligase (ATP) activity
Source: RefSeq, a predicted model, not a curated record
GGAGGGAGGGGAGGGAGGAAGGGAUGUGAUGUCAUAGCGCCGUGACGUCAUCUCGUCGUGACGCCAUUACGCCGGCGCCAGGCCAGCACCAGCUUCCAGUGCCUCCAGUGCUCCCAGCAACACCCUGUCAUUGCCAUCCCCCCCCCAUGUCCUCCCAGUAUUCCCAGUGCUCCCAGUAAACCCUGGUGUUCCCAUGCCCUCCCCGGGCCCGUUAGCCCUGCUUGUGUGCAGGGCACAUGUGUCAGUCCCCUGUGUAGGUGCAGCGGUGUGUGUAGGACUCCACCGCGCAGCCGCGGGCCUCAGCCCUGAGGCAAUGAACUACACCUCCCAUCACCCCCCGCGCCUCGCCCCGCCCCCAGCUUCCGGCCGCCGGCAGUGACGUCAGCCACUCGGAUUUUUCCCCGCGAAAACGGCGGCGGGGUGAUGCAGCGGCGGAUCACGUCUUUCUUCGCCCCCCCCAGGGCUGCAGAUGGCGCCGUCCCAGCGCAUGCGCAGAAGCUGGAGCGGAACCCCCCCGAGGAGUGCGGCCAGGAACGUCGGGACCCCGAUGGGAGCGCGGACACCACAUCUCCUGGCAGCAGCUCUGCCCCUGUACCCCCCACAUCCCCUCGUGCCCCCUGCUGUCCCUCCACCCCACAGCAGCCAGGAGACAGGGAUGGGGACAGUAAUGGGGACAGGGACGGUGCCCCCGCAUCCAAGCGCUGCCGUCAGUCACCCGGUGACCAGGACAGGGGACCUCCCCCUGCCCCCAAAGCUCCAGCCCCCAACAGCCAUAUACCAGUGGAGCCGUCCCAGUAUGACCCCAGCAGGAGUGGGUACCACCCAGUGCAGGAUGCGUGCUGGGGGCAUGGGCACAGUGUCCCCUACCUGGCGGUGGCUCGCACCUUUGAGCGCAUUGAGGAAGCCUCAUCCCGGCUGAAGAUCAUUGAGACCCUCACCAACCUCCUUCGUUCCGUGGUGGCCCUGUCCCCCUCCGAGCUGCUCCCCUGCCUUCUUCUGUGCCUCAACCGUCCCGGUGCCGCCUCUGAGGGGCUGGAGCUGGGCAUCGGCGAGACCCUGCUCACCCGUGCCCUUGCCCAGGCCACUGGCCGCCAGCUGGCUCAGAUCCGCAGUGAAGCACAGGACAAAGGGGAUUUGGGGUUGGUGGCUGAAAGCAGCCGCUGCACCCAACGCACGGUGGUGCCACCGGCCCCGCUGAGUGCCAGCGGUGUCCUUGGCAAGCUGCGGGAGAUGGCCGCCAUGUCAGGCAGUGCGUCUGCUACCAAGAAGAUUGAUAUCAUCAAGGGGCUGUUUGUUGCCUGCCGGCACUCGGAGGCACGAUACCUUGUCCGAUCACUCAGUGGGAAGCUACGCAUUGGGCUGGCCGAGCAGUCGGUGCUCACCGCGCUGGCACACGCCGUUGCUCUCACCCCACCAGGGCAAGAGUGGCCGCUGGCUGUGGUGGAUGCUGGGCAGAGCAUGGCACCCGAUGCGCGCAGAACGUGGUUGGAGGAACAGAGCCGCAUCCUCAAGCAGACUUUCUGCGAGCUGCCAGACUACGCCGCCAUUGUCCCGGUGCUGCUGGAGCACGGCCUGGAGCAGCUCCCCAAGCACUGCGGCAUCACUCCAGGUGUCCCCUUGAAGCCCAUGCUGGCCCAGCCUGCCCGCUGCAUCAGCGAGCUGCUGAAGCGCUUUGAGGAGGCUGCGUUCACUUGCGAGUACAAAUAUGAUGGAGAACGAACCCAGAUUCACGUCCUGGAGAGCGGGGCCGUCUUCAUCUACAGCCGCAACCAGGAGAACACAACUGCCAAAUACCCUGACCUCGUCCAGCGCAUCCCCAAGAUGCUGAAGCCCGGCGUGCGCUCGUGCAUCCUGGAUGCAGAAGCAGUGGCUUGGGACAAGGUCACCAAGCAGCUGCAGCCCUUCCAGGUGCUGAUGACAAGGAAGAGGAAGGAUGUGGAUGCUGCUGCCAUUAAGGUGCAAGUGUGCGUCUAUGCCUUUGAUUUGCUGUACCUCAAUGGGGAGCCACUGGUGCGGGAGCCCUUGGCCACACGACGUCGGUUGUUGCGACAGUCAUUCGAGGAGGUGGAGGGCGAAUUCCUCUUUGCCACCUCAAUGGACACCCGCAGUGCUGACGAGGUCUCUGAUUUCCUUGACAAAGCCAUCAAGGCCUCCUGCGAGGGCCUCAUGGUGAAGACGCUGGAGGUGGAGGCCACCUACGAGAUUGCUAAGCGGUCCCACAAGUGGCUGAAGCUGAAGAAGGACUACCUGGAUGGCCUUGGGGACACGCUGGACCUCGUUGUCAUAGGUGCCUACCUGGGCAAGGGCAAGCGUGCAGGCAUCUAUGGGGGCUUCCUGCUGGCCUGCUAUGAUGAGGAGAGUGAGGAGUACCAGAGCAUCUGCAAGAUAGGUACUGGUUUCACCGAGGAGAGCUUGGAGAAACACUACAACUUCCUCAAGGAACACGUGUUGACUCAACCGCGUCCCUAUUACCGCUGGGACAACGCAGUGGCCCCCGACCGUUGGCUGGCAGCCGUGCAGGUCUGGGAAGUGAAAUGUGGGGACCUCUCAAUUUCCCCUGUCUAUAGGGCAGCUGUGGGGCUGGUGGAUGAGGACAAGGGCAUCUCGCUGCGCUUCCCGCGGUUCCUGCGUGUGCGUGGGGACAAGAAACCCGAGGAGGCCACCAGCAGCACACAGGUGGCCGAGCUCUACAAGAAGCAGCAGCAGAUCCAGAACCAGCAGCAGGCGGAGAAAGGGGACGAGGAGUUCUAUUGAUGUCACCCUACGGGGACAGGGACAUGGGCAAUACUGCUUGGGGACUUGCCCUAUGUCAAGUGUCCCCAUGUGUUCCCCUAUGGCAUGGGGACCCCAGAACAUUGUCACCCCCCAUCCCUUCAGUCCCCUCACCCCACAUCCAGUUUCCCCCUACAUACCAGUGUCCCCAAGCCAUUGCCUCGUUCUAUCCCUUGUCUACCCCUGCCUCAUGUCCAAGGUCCCCAUUAGUCCCCCUAGGGCAUGGGGACUCCAGGAUGUAAUAACCCUCCAUCCACUGUAUUCCCACACCCCAUAUCCAAGAUCACCUAUGGCACGGGGGCCCCAGUCCCAUCUCCUGCCCCAGCCCUGGAGGUCCCCAUGUUUCCACUCCCCAAUAAACCAUCUGCCCCUUGCUCCA